Schistosoma turkestanicum is the source of this 275-nucleotide messenger RNA. NCBI's taxonomy places the organism in Eukaryota, Metazoa, Platyhelminthes, Trematoda, Strigeidida, Schistosomatidae. The record is from the annotation of a GenBank genome assembly.
GAUGAUCCAGGAUUUCUCGAAUCCGAAUAUAAACGUCGUAGACCACAUCCAAAGUUUAAAGAAUAUUUAGAAUGUGAAAAAUCAAUUUUAAAAUUGGGUAAAAAGCGUAAAAAGAAAUUUGUAACAUAUGUGCUAGCAUGUGGAGUGUUCUAUGGAUGCGGUGAAUAUAUGUUACGACAUUUAUUUAAAGAAGCAUGGUCAACACAAAAUGAAUUACCAAUUUACUUGAAUGGUGAAAAUAUUCUACCGACUAUUCAUAUAUUAGAUUUAGCUAG